UUUCUUUGUUCAUUCUCAUCGGUCAAGGUGGUGACCAGGGUAUAUAAAGUGCGAACUCUCUCAGUUUCUGCACAAAGCGGGUAGAAAUAUAUUACAAACAGUUGCCGUGUCAUUUAAAAUAUCGAAUUUCAAGAUGAAAUGUGGUAUCGCACUGCUGCUUCUUGUAGUCGUUGCCGGACUGGCAGAAUGCAGGCCGAAUGAGAACCUCCAGCAACGGGUUGCAGAAUUAAGGGCUAAAGGAAAGGGUAAGGGCGGAGAGCGUAAAGAUGGUAAAGGAAAAGGAAAAGACACCGACUGGCCCUAUGGAUGGAUAGAAUUUGCAUCACUGCUUGGCAAGUGUGAAGCCGCCAGGAACUGGUUUGAAAUACUCGAGAUGGAUAUGGAAACUUCUGAUGAAGGUGUUUUGUCACAUGCUUGUCCAAAGACAUACGAGUGCGCCGAAAACUUGCUUAAUGCUACAGAGGAGGAGCUGAAAGAAGUCACCAAGUUCAUGAAUGAAGUUUUCCCGCUCCUACAGUGCGCCAACCUUCAGGCCGAUAAAGAAGCACUUGGUUUUGCACUUAUGGUGAACGGAAAAAAUAUAACCGAAGACAUUUACAUGAAAGAGACUGAGGAGCUUUUCAACGUCUGCUACAAACUAUUUGAAAGCGUUGAAGGCGAGGUUGAGGAACUUGACAAAGAUAUGGAAAAAAUUGAAGAAAUUGAAGAAAAUGCUACCGAGGAAGCAACACGCGAUGCCAAGAUCAAAUCGCUUCUCAGACAGCUCAUCAAUACUGCCGCGAAAAAGCGUUAAGGACGGACCCUAUGGACACACCCCAACUUUACAUCUCAUGAACGAAUACUGGACAGUUACAAUUUACCAAACAUUUUAUAAUUUAAUGAAACUGUGAAAAUGGUUUUCAUAGAUUUUGUUACUUUGUUGAAAAUUACAAUUUUAUGCAAACUAAUAAAAAUAUAAAUA
This is a messenger RNA of Mercenaria mercenaria, 961 nucleotides long. RefSeq lists its product as uncharacterized. NCBI's taxonomy places the organism in Eukaryota, Metazoa, Mollusca, Bivalvia, Venerida, Veneridae. The transcript has 7 exons. The coding region runs from base 134 to 793 and encodes 219 amino acids. The record is from RefSeq and is a predicted model, not a curated record.